AGGAGACUCAUUUCACCUUACAGUUUAUAUCAAAGUUAUAAGUCGCGUUCACUAAACAUAAAACAACUACAAAUAUCACAGAGUCAACCGACGAUUACAAAGUUGGCAUCACGAAGGAGUACAUCCUUGACGUUAUGAGGGUUUCUCUCUUAUUAAAAGACCCUCAUGAUAAUGAGAAGUAUGAACUGGUCUUCCUUACGAAUGAAGCCAUUUGGAAACUUCUAAAAGAGGAGAUAAGUGAAUUUGAUGGUGCGUGCACCUCCACACAGCUUGCUAGGUGGAUAGCUAAUGAUGGAAGUUGGGACCAGUUGGAAAGAGAAGUAAUUGAUAAUACCCGUGUUAGAGGUAGGCACUUGUACCUCCUCAGAAGUCAAUACAGAACAGCUGCUAUUGACAACGUGGAGAAUGUCAACUCAUACAAGGCGUUUGCACAUGUGGAUGCUGAGAGGUGGAUGAUUGUGGGCUAUGCCAGAAAGUCCAUAUCAAAGGAAGAUGACACCGCCCGAUGUCGCCUAUUGAAUUUAAUGAUCACAAAACUCCGGACAAAGCUGUUUUGUGGCAAGGUAUUCGUUUCGCCUUUUUCCAAUGCAGAUGCGAAUUUGAAAAAAGAGACAAAAAUUAUGUAAGAUUUGUUGAUAUAUUUAUCAUCCGAGAUAAGGAUGAUCCGCUUGGUAGCCAUUGACUAUGCUGGGCUUACUACCAACGUGGAAGACUUGCGAUCACUUGUGAGGUAAAAUAAACGAACAGAUUUACCUUAACCGUGUCUUUAAUUAUCAUCAAUGCUCCCUGUAGUAAGCACAAGUGUAUCAAAGAAAUUGUCAUUGACAGAGGCCAUUGUGUCGAGGUCAUUACACGAAAACAACUUAUAAAAGAUGACCAGAUUCUCCAGUUGUUCCGCUGUCGUGUCAAGGCAGUCAAUCGUUCAAAGUAAAGCAUACUGUCAAUAAAUAUUAAUGCUAGUAAAAUUCACUAUCUUAUAAACUACAUCAAAAUCAUAUCAUUGCUUCACUUUUAACAGAAUCGAUUGUUAAUUAUAAAUGAUGCUUUACUUUUGAUCUUAAAUUUGC
This is a messenger RNA of Mycotypha africana, 1067 nucleotides long. RefSeq lists its product as uncharacterized. The record is from RefSeq and is a predicted model, not a curated record. The transcript is spliced from 4 exons. NCBI's taxonomy places the organism in Eukaryota, Fungi, Mucoromycota, Mucoromycetes, Mucorales, Mycotyphaceae. Bases 135 to 626 code for a protein of 163 amino acids.